Gigantopelta aegis is the source of this 841-nucleotide messenger RNA. RefSeq lists its product as uncharacterized. The transcript has 5 exons. Lineage: Eukaryota; Metazoa; Mollusca; Gastropoda; Neomphalida; Peltospiridae. The record is from RefSeq and is a predicted model, not a curated record. The coding region runs from base 16 to 432 and encodes 138 amino acids.
UUUAACUAAUGAUUAAUGGGUGUUCUUGUUUCAGGCCAUCGAACAAUUCUCCAUAUUGAUGAAUCUGAAAACAUCAUGACUGUGAAUGAAUCCAUCACAGAUUGCAAAAUCAACAUUAACAACAGAAAAACAUUUAACAAUUACUUUGAAAAUACACCAUCAUUAGAUACUGAACUUCAAAACAGAUUUCCGUUAGACAAAAGACCACCAGGGGAGCCUAAGGGAUUAUCUCCAGGGUCUUCGUGUAUUUCGAAAUCGGAAAAUGUUUUGUAUGUUCAGAAAAAUAUCAACAGUAGCAUGAUCAACAUUGAUAACACAAAAGAAGUCCACAACUAUGCUCUUUCCAAAGAUGGACAACCUUUCGAAGUUUCACUGAAACUUGAUCAACUAUCAGUGGGCAACCUCUCCAUUGUAGAGAACCAGAAGUCUUAGAUGUAUUCAUCUGCCUUACAGGAAGAUUUAUACUUGAAGACCGACAAACGGAUCUGACAGGAAAGGACGCUGAUAGAUUCAACUUUUUAUUUGUUACAGAAGACUUCAUAUUAUAUUUCCAUACCAAAUGUAUAGAUUUUAUAACAUAGUGAUACAGCACUUUAAAGGCAUACUGUCACGGAUUUAAGGACCUUAUUUCUCUAAAAAUGGAUAAUAAAUAAAAAUUACAUUGAUUGUUGGAAACCAAAUCUAGCUAUCGUAUCAACUUAACUGAACCUGAACCGUGAUGGAGUGAAAUCCAUGUCAACCCUCUCGGCAAUUUUAGUUUUUGAAUUAUGGACCAUUGCCAUAAUUCAAUUAUUUUUACAACAUAUCAUUAAUAAAUGGAGUAUGGUGGUUAUAAAGAUGG